CAAGCGAUUAGAUUGAGUUUGAGGUUAGCCGAUGUGGUGACAGAGGUUAGGUUUGCCGUAGAGAGAAGUGUGUGCCUGAAGAUUGUCCGAAGGCCCAAAAGUCGGAUAAUAUUGAACAUAGAAGUGCCACACGAUGGAUCGUCAGGAUACCAAAUUGUUCCUAGCCGAGGAGAUAUUAGCGGAUCAUCCUAGUCUCAGGGGAACUCCUCUGGCGAUGUUGGCGGCGCAGUGCAACAAGCUGUCCAGCAAAUCUCCGCCCCCGCUCGCGGACGCUGCCGUCGGCAAGGGUUUCCACCCGUGGAAGAAGAGUCCCACCGGCGGCGCAGGCUCCGGGGCGCCUCACUCUCCCGGAUCUGGUGUCUCGAGCGGCGUCUCCGCCACCAGCAAUGUCUCAUCAAUGACACAACGAAGUCUCGCGUCGUCUGUGAACGCAAUGGGAAACGUCACUCCCAGCCGCUCGGUGUCGUCGUGCUCAGCAACGGUGACGCCAUCAUACGGGAGCGAUCUGUACUUUCCCGGCGCCACGACGUCGCCCGCCGUGGCGGACAAUUCGCACAGUCACAUGCACCAGGGAUUUCUGGGGAAGGUGGAGGGCGCCGCCCUGGGUUCUGUGUACUCGCGCCAUCCGUACGACUGGCCCUUCAAUGCUGUCUCAGCCGCGGCUACGGCGGCGGCGCACAAGCCGGACGGCGUGAACUCGGGCUGGUGGGACAUGCACGGUGCAGCCGGAGGUUGGCUCGAUAUGGGAAGCGCGGCGGGAAUGCACGCCACGAUGGCAAACUAUACCACGGGCUCCGAUUACUCGUCUCUCACGCACUCGCUGUCCAACACGGCGCACUUGCUGGGCUCCGGACAGCACCUCCUGCAGGACACGUACAAGAGCAUGCUGCCUGCCCAGGCGGUGGGUGGCUUCGGUCUGGCGGCCCACGCGGGCGCGUCACCGGCCGCCCCGGCGGCGCCACAGGCGCCGUCCCCGCGUUCGCAGAGGCGCUACUCUGGCCGCGCCACAUGUGACUGCCCCAAUUGCCAGGAGGCGGAACGCCUGGGGCCCGCCGGCGUGCACCUACGCAAGAAGAACAUCCAUAGCUGCCACAUCCCCGGAUGCGGCAAAGUGUACGGCAAGACGAGCCACCUGAAGGCGCAUCUGCGCUGGCACACGGGAGAGAGGCCAUUUGUAUGCAAUUGGUUGUUCUGUGGGAAACGAUUCACUAGAUCCGAUGAAUUACAGAGGCACCUCCGGACGCACACGGGUGAGAAGCGCUUCGCAUGUCCCAUCUGCAACAAGCGCUUCAUGCGCAGCGAUCACCUGGCAAAACACGUGAAGACCCACAACGGCGGCUCGGGCGGUGCCUCGACCAAGAAGGGCUCCUCGGAGUCCUGCUCCGAUUCUGAGGAGAACAGCCAGGGCGACUUGCACCACCAGCAGCCGCCUCAGCUGGCGCCUCACCAAGCUCAACCGCCGCCGCCCCAGACAUUUGGCCAGCAGCACCAAAUCCACUCCCCGGCACCGGCCCUGCAGCAACACACGCCCAGCCCCGGCCUAGAGCAUGGCUCUCUGGCGCCGCCGCUGGACGUGAAGCCGGGCCUCGUCUGAGACGAGGCGGCGCACCCGGCGCUGCUGGCGACGCACCAAUUGGUGCAGUGGCCGCCGCCAGGGGCUCCGGGUGCCGCCGCCACCUCUCUCCUCUGGCCCCAGUGAGAACCCCCCCGGGUUGGGUCCGGCAGGCAUGCACGAUAUAUCGCUAGAGCCACGCCACGAUACUGAUAAUCCUUCGUGAAAUAUCCUCAAGCGCCCAUUCGGCUCACAUCUCUGCAAUCUUUCAACUCAAUCCACUUCGCUUGGGUAUUUUUCGGAAUUUCCUUCAAUUUAUUGGGUAUAUAUUUUUUGUGAUAUUUUGCGAGUUCCUAUUGGAGUUCUCAGUUGGUGUCAACUGCGCGUUGAAGAGGAAAAGCUUAAGCUUGAAAUUUGUCUUGAGUGUUUUGGCCUGAGAACUCUGGUUUGUAUGUCAAAAUUUCGGUGUUGCACGCGAUGAGCCUUGAGAAUAUUUCCCCCGAAAGUGACUAGAAGAAAUUUUUAAAUACUUCAUGGUACAAAUUGUUUAAACAUGGCUUAUCUCACUGAUAGAGCAGAGACGCAAGUCUCUAAAAUUACUGUAAAAGUCCCUCUUAUAACACACUAAAUCUACUCACUUUAAAAAUGUAAUUGGAGCUUGCGUGCUGUUGUCGUUUCCUUGUAAUCUCUAUCCCUUCUUCCGGGUGAACUGAGAAAUCUCCGGGAGGACAGUGAUAGGCACAGGAGACAGGAUAAAAGGUGUAUUUAGAGUAAAAUUCAUAAAAUAUGGGGAUAUUUUGUAUAUAAUUGUUACUUGACGUAUGGAAAUUGAUAAAAUGUCUUUAGCGAUAACAUAAUCUUCAAAACAUGAAAAGGAAUUUUCAUUGCAAUGCGUUUCUUCAGUUUGAGCAUCGCUCUCAAUUUGUGUGGGAGGGGAAGUUGAUGUAACUUAAUUGGAAGAGGCGAUGCAAAGGCAAAUUAGACAUGUUUCAAUAGAAAUGCCACAGAAGGUUUUUAUUUUGAAAUCAUAUUCCUAUUCUUAGCUUUUCUGAUUUUUUUUUUCUAUACAAAUGUAGAGCAAUUGAUAUCACAGAGGAAACUGCAAGUAAAACCGAAUGUGAGAACGAAUUAAGCGAGGUUCAAUGUGAAUCUUUAGACACAGAGAUGUAAUGUCAUAGAAUCUAUUGUAAAUAAUUUAUUACAAUUUAAAUUAUAUUUAUAUCCCCCACUUUUAAAAAGCGAUCAAAGUGAAAUAUCAUUUGAGAAUGUAAGGAAUACUUGUUAUAUAAAUAUCAAAUUGACAAUGUACUUAAGAGGCAGAAUUCUAGAAGUGUAAAACAGUGUAAAAUUUGGAAAUUCAUCGAUAUGGAGGAGAAACAAAAACCUACUAUUAUCAAUUAAAAAUUAUUAUUGUGUGUAAAAAAAAAAGAAAAGAUGAACAGAAGAUCUAUUGAGAAAUAAAAUCUA
Messenger RNA from Phlebotomus argentipes, 3019 nucleotides. RefSeq names its product transcription factor Sp9-like. The transcript is spliced from 3 exons. Gene Ontology annotation, biological process: regulation of transcription by RNA polymerase II. Gene Ontology annotation, molecular function: DNA-binding transcription factor activity, RNA polymerase II-specific; RNA polymerase II cis-regulatory region sequence-specific DNA binding. NCBI's taxonomy places the organism in Eukaryota, Metazoa, Arthropoda, Insecta, Diptera, Psychodidae. The record is from RefSeq and is a predicted model, not a curated record. The coding region runs from base 134 to 1594 and encodes 486 amino acids.